This is a messenger RNA of Cuculus canorus (common cuckoo), 8369 nucleotides long. RefSeq names its product calcium voltage-gated channel auxiliary subunit beta 4 (gene CACNB4). The record is from RefSeq and is a predicted model, not a curated record. Gene Ontology annotation, cellular component: voltage-gated calcium channel complex. Gene Ontology annotation, biological process: chemical synaptic transmission; regulation of voltage-gated calcium channel activity; calcium ion transmembrane transport. The transcript has 14 exons. NCBI's taxonomy places the organism in Eukaryota, Metazoa, Chordata, Aves, Cuculiformes, Cuculidae. The coding region runs from base 54 to 1562 and encodes 502 amino acids. Gene Ontology annotation, molecular function: high voltage-gated calcium channel activity; protein binding.
GUUCCGGGCAGGCGCCGCCCUCGGCGCUGGGAGCGGUGCGGGCGCGGGGCUCGAUGGCGGCGGUGGCGAGGGGCACGGCGACGCGGCGCAGCCGGCUGAAGCGCUCCGACGGCAGCACCACCUCCACCAGCUUCAUCCUGCGGCAGGGCUCAGCAGAUUCGUACACAAGCAGACCUUCAGACUCUGAUGUCUCUCUGGAAGAAGACAGGGAAGCAAUCCGCCAAGAAAGAGAACAGCAAGCAGCUAUCCAACUCGAACGGGCGAAGUCCAAGCCAGUAGCGUUUGCUGUUAAGACUAACGUGAGUUACUGCGGAGCUCUGGAUGAAGAUGUUCCUGUCCCAAGCACUGCCAUCUCUUUUGACGCCAAGGACUUCCUGCACAUUAAAGAGAAGUAUAACAACGACUGGUGGAUAGGAAGGCUGGUCAAGGAGGGCUGUGAGAUUGGCUUCAUUCCAAGCCCACUUAGACUGGAGAAUAUCCGCAUUCAACAGGAGCAGAAGAGAGGCCGUUUCCAUGGAGGGAAAUCAAGUGGAAAUUCUUCUUCAAGCCUUGGAGAGAUGGUUUCUGGCACAUUCCGAGCCACUCCCACUUCCGCAGCGAAACAGAAACAAAAAGUGACAGAACAUAUUCCCCCAUAUGAUGUGGUACCAUCGAUGAGGCCGGUUGUCCUGGUGGGUCCGUCACUGAAAGGCUACGAGGUGACAGACAUGAUGCAGAAAGCUCUCUUUGACUUCCUGAAGCACAGGUUUGACGGGAGGAUAUCGAUAACGCGAGUGACAGCUGACAUCUCUCUCGCCAAGAGGUCUGUUCUGAAUAAUCCAAGCAAGAGGGCAAUAAUUGAGAGGUCAAAUACAAGAUCCAGCUUAGCUGAAGUGCAGAGCGAAAUCGAAAGAAUCUUUGAGCUGGCAAGGUCCUUACAGCUGGUUGUCCUCGAUGCGGACACGAUCAAUCACCCUGCACAACUUAUCAAGACGUCUUUAGCUCCAAUUAUUGUCCAUGUCAAAGUGUCUUCUCCAAAGGUGUUGCAGCGACUGAUUAAAUCGAGAGGGAAGUCACAAAGUAAACACUUGAACGUUCAGUUGGUGGCAGCUGAUAAACUUGCCCAGUGCCCACCAGAAAUGUUUGAUGUAAUUUUGGAUGAAAAUCAGCUUGAGGAUGCGUGCGAACACUUGGCUGAAUACCUUGAGGCGUACUGGCGUGCUACCCACACCACCAGUAGCACCCCCAUGACUCCUCUCCUGGGGCGAAAUCUGGGAUCCACCGCGCUUUCACCGUAUCCUGCUGCCAUCUCUGGAUUACAGAGCCAGCGCGUGAGGCACAGCAGCCACUCCACAGAGAGCUCCCCCGUUGAGCGACGAAGCCUAAUGACCUCAGAUGAAAAUUAUCACAAUGAAAGAGCUCGCAAGAGCAGGAACCGCUUGUCUUCCAGCUCCCAACACAGCCGAGAUCACUAUCCUCUAGUGGAAGAAGAAUACUCUGACUCCUACCAGGACGCUUACAAACCCCACAGGAACCGAGGAUCCCCUGGAGGAUACAGCCAUGAGUCACGACAUAGGCUUUGAGUUCAAGAACCUGGGGAAAAAUAAGAUUCAUCAGUCGAUAACUUGCCAUAAAGUAGCUAGGAAAUUAAAAAAUCAUCUUAAUUUGGCAGGCAGAGCGCGGUUCUCCUGAUGCCGCGUUCAGCUCUCAUUUGAUCUUAAGUAGGGGGCAAAAAGAAGUCUCCAUGCCCUUGCAUUUGCCCAGUCACAUAGGUUCUUCUUUGGGUUUUAUUUUUACUACAGCAUUUGCAUUUAUAGCCAUAGUUUCUCUCGUCAUUAGGUAUUAGACGCAUCCGUUUGUAAUGUAGGGUCCUUCUCAAGGCACUUAUAAAAUGAUUUCCUGUGCUGGAAAUUCCAAAUGACCAGUUCCAGUUGGAACCAAUUUAUAAACCAAUUCCUGUUGGAAUUUGGGUGAAUUGACUGGAAAGUCAACUUGAGCAUGUUGUGAUUGAAAAAAACCGCCAGUGACAAAUCGGAAAAUCACAAACCACUUGAAGCCAGCGUUUGUUUGCUGGGAGCUCGAUUUUACAUGGAAGGUUAGAAUAAAGGGAUUUAUUCUAACUCCUUAUUUCCAGACAAACCAAAUGUAAACUGUUGAGAGUGCCAAAUCUCACCAAUUAUUGCAGCGGUUACGAAACACUUUCCAGUUUGAGAUUAUUUUUAAACCUGGCGUGAACAUUGCAGCAAAACAAUUCCUUCAGUUCAGCCAGUGCUGGCGUUUUUGUUGGAGUCAGCAGUGAUGAACUCUGACAGGAGAAGGGGAAAGAGAAACAGGAAAACAAACAAACUUAUGAAGUUUGUACUGUUAGAGAUUGAAAAUAGUGGUUUUUAUUUUUCCUUCUUUACCUGAACACAACUCAUAGUCCCCAGAUGGAGCAUGGGUGCAUAGAUAGAUAGUUUUUUCCUCCUGUUUUUAGUAUUCUGCCUUUUAAAAUGGCAAACAGUGCACUCUCCUAACCCAGGGUGUAGAGUACCUCCAUUCCAGUACAUCCCAGCACCUCCCUGUAUGUUCCCUCUUUCCAAAUCCCAUCUUUGAAUGUUUGAAAACUCCAGCACCGCACAAGAACUCUCCAGAAGAACAUCAGGUUUGAUUUCUGUAAUGAAAUCAGAGGGAAGGGAGGGGAGGUUAAAUCUUCCUAAAUGAACAUUUAAAUUACAUAUUUAUCGGUAUCAGCUUGCAAUAAAAUGGGAGAUCAGAAAAAACCUGCUCACAGUGAAGUUGUAGAGCUGACAUUUUUGAUUCAAAGAGCUAUGAUAAAUUCUUGGAGAUAUUGCUGCCUUAAUUCCUACCAAUCACUGCUCUUCACCUACUGAGUCUCCAGUUUCCUUAAACAGAUAAUUUGAGGUGAUUGGACCUUAUGUUGUACCCGAUCAGUGAAGCCUUAGAUCCAAUGUGAUUGAAAAAAUUGACCAUAACUGAUGGUUUUGUACAGCUCCCUCCUGUCUAUAAGCAGAGAUUCCUGAAAUUCCCCACUGCCCGCAUUUUCUAGACCUGACAGGAUUGUGCUGAACGUGCAUUUUUUUAUGCAGGUUCACAUCAAAACUAUUUAUUUUUAAUUUUUUUUUUCUUCCAAAAAUGAGGAUCAAUAACUUUUAUAUUUGCUUCUUUUCUUCCCAAAGCCCGCUCAAAGCAGGCUUUAAAAGCAUGUAGCACUAAGUGAAUUUCCUGCAUAUUCCAGUUUCUUUCACUUUCUGGACCACUUACUAAAGAUCACCGGUAUUUUCCACCACCGCUGAGUCCAGUUGUCGUCUUGAUGUUUGCAACCAAAAAAGUAACUCAUCUCAAAUGAGGGUGGGGAGGCCCUGGCCCAGGGUGCCCAGAGCAGUGGGGGCUGCCCCAUCCCUGGAGGGGUUCCAGGCCAGGUUGGAUGGGGCUUGGAGCCCCUGAGCCAGUGGGAGGUGUCAGGGGUGGCACUGGAUGGGCUUUGAGGUCCCUUCCAACCCAAACCAUUCCAUAAUUCUAUGAUUCAAACCAAAACAGAUGUACAUCUCUAGCAGCAGUAAAAGUUUGCAGGUGCAUGAUUGAUUCUUUCAAGAACUUCACUGCCUAAAAGGCAGUGUCAGUGCCACGAGACGAUUCGACUGGGCCAGCGACCAAGACAAAAAAAAAAAAAGAGAGAUUAUCUGCAUCCAUUGGAGUCACAGAGUUAGAAGUGGAUAAGGCAGACCUGAUCCUGUUUGGUUUUCUUAGGCUGAGAAAGCCCAGCACAAUCAGGUCUGGGCACGGUAGCCUCAGCUGCCUGCUCCGAUAUUUCCUGCUAAGCGGAGCACUCCUCGGUGGUUUUUACCAACCUUUGUUCCAUGUACAGCACACGUACCUGCAUGAGACAGAAGGCAUUAGGCAAAACAUUUUUUUCUAUAAGCUUUAAUUAAAGUUUCUUGUUUGUGUGCAUUAAAGUAUUAAUUGCAAAGGAUGCACUGAGAUGUAUAAACCUAGGUUAGACAGCUCUUUAUUUAUUCUGUAGUAGUGUUAGGGAUCGGAUCAUUUAACUGCUUGAAGAUAUUUGCAUUUUAACGGCAGGUGGCUGCAAAGCGCCUACAUAUAUUUAUUAAACAAGGUUACUGCUUUAUCAUUUCCUAGAUAAAAACAUCCUUUCUUUCUAGAGCCUUUCGGAGCCUUGGUUUUAAGUCUUCCAUGUCACGUUAGUGAAGGGAAAGAUCUGCACAAUACAUAUGCACAAAUUCCACCACCUGCAGCAUCUGAAGUGCCAAAACUACUUUCUUUGUUCUAAUAAAAACAAGCUUGUGAGGGACGUCGUGUAUUGUCUGGAGAGAACACACCGAGUUCCUCUUCACAUGGGUUUAAGUUUACUUUGCUCUCGUAUGUAAUUCGUUUCCCACCUCCGCUCCCACUGCCCGUUCCAUUUUAACAUAAGAACUCAGUUAUAAGGGAUCCAGCAGCUCGCUGGGGUUUUUAUUCUUUGAGGAUAUAUCUGUCUUUAAGUACAAAUAUGCUAACCUUGCUAAUAGAUUAUUGAUUUAUUCUAGGUACAAGCUAUGGGAACUCUUCCUUUUAAAAAGUUGAUGAUCUUUAGGAACCACGGUAAUCGGUCAAAGCUGCUCUGUCGAUCAGGCCACGUUAACUCAUAGUAUUUGUGUUAGAACUCGAGCAACGCUAGCCAGCUGUAUCGUGAUUUAUUAUGCAACAGCGCUAAUAUAACAUUGUGAAGUUCAUGUAUUCCUGAAUGAAUACGAGUCGGACUAAUUUUCUGGUCCUCAUACCAUUUCUUCUCCUUAUUAAAAUACUAUUAAAGAUCCGAGUUCUGUUCCUAAACUCAGGCUUAUGCAGAGGGUUUUAGGAGUGUUUAUAAAACAUUGAUUUUUUCUUAACUUUGUUGUCGAUGUGGGUUUUUCAUUAGGACACUUUGGGAUUGAUGAUAGUUUAGCCAAUAAAGGCGAUGGCAACAAUCUCAGUAUCUAAAGACAAGGUCAGUGCAUUCCUGUGUUUGUGAAUGAAUUAACAGGGUAUUUUAAAAACCUUGAAGCCACUUUAAAGACAAUGAAUUGAUAAAUGGUUAAUUUAAAAUACUUCUUGUUGGCAGGUUGUAUUUAGCAUUUAGAUGAACGUUUAUCCCAUGGGAUGUGCAGCUCACCACUGAUUGUGUUUUCCAAGUGCAUGAGGAAUUACAUUUAAAAGAAAGCAGCUGGAGCUGUUCCGUAUGAAGUUGUAGUUUAUAGACAGUGGGCCCAGUUAGGUGAUUAUUCUCUAAACAGGUCGGUCUCACAAAAACCAGUGUGGCAACUGAUUAUUCUGCUGGGGAACCAGUAGUGCAGUAUGGCCCGAAGACAAGCUUUUAUCCCAAAUGACCUCUUGGCAUGGCAAUCCAGCGGCAGCCCUGGGUCUGUACAGGCUAAGUCAGAGCAGUUUCUGAUGCGAGGGCAGUUGUUUCUUGCUGGUUACCCUGUUCUCAGCCGCUGGGUGCUCAGCCUGCUCCAACACUGUGUCUCGUGGAUGGAGCUCGGAUGGACCCGAUGGAUGAAGUGUGCUGGGACCAGGGGUGGCUCUGCCGCUCGGCAGACGCAGCUGCCUCACAGCGUCAGCGCUGGGUUUGCUGCACACAGAAAAACACGUCAUGGUGCUCCUCUGGGUUUGAGAGCUGCUGCUGAAGUUGAUAUUUGGGGGUUUAAUCUUUCAUGCUCCUUGCUUCUGAAGUAAUACUUAAAGAGAGUGACAGUUACCAGACGGAGGAAAGGUAGCGGUAGGAAUACAAAGAUGAUGGUGGUUCUUCUGGAUGCGCAUAGGCCUGUAACCAAGUUCAGUUUGACUGCAAAGUCUCUGAAUUCUGUUUGCUCUCAGUACCAUUGGCUUCUCUGAAACCUCCCAAGAUCUCACAUCUUUCUUGACAUUGUCCUUCCCAAAAUAACAUUGCUAACGCUAUUGCUCCAUGGCACACCGAUUUGGGUAAGCCAGGGCUUUCACGGGUCAUUUUUUCUUUAAGGAUAUACUAAAUGUGUCUUCUGCUGUAUUUUGUUUUCCAAGUUCAGUGCUUAUGAAGCUUCUCCUCAAUUCCAUGGUCUUCAUUUGUUUUAAAGCAAAAACAAUUGGAGGCCACAAAGGAAAAAAAAAAAAUCAAAUGCGUAUUUUGUAAAAUACCAUUUAUACAAAUCUGGUUUCACUCCUUAAAACUCACGUUUCAGACUUGGGUUAUGUUACUCCAGUUGCUCUUAAUACAAGUUUGGAUACUUGGGGUUCUGCUACCAUGUGUUUUGUUGCAGUUACCCCUGAAUUCUUUAAAUAGUGGCUCCACAAAGAGUAACAAGACUGCAAGACCAGAUUUAAUCCAGAUUUAACUCUGGGGACAUUAAUUUCUUUAAAAUUAUGCCAAAAGAGAGUAAAUUAUAGGAAGAGUUGUCAUUUGAAUAACCCUUGUUAGAUUGUUACUCAAGUCCAAUUUAAUUUAUACGGAAAAAUAAAGGUACGUCUUUAACAAUAAAGUGACAUUUUAAUAAUGUAAAAUAGAUGUAAGGAAUUAACUUGGAGAAAGGGCUGAAAAUGCUACUUAGUAUUGAAAUUGCAUUAAGAUCUCUCAUUAUCUGUGGGAUCCAUUUAAUAAGCAGUCAAGAGAAAUAUUGCAAUUGACUCCAUACAGAGAACUUUGGGAGAAGGCAGAAAUUGUUUUAAAGUGUUAAUAAGAGCGUGUCAUCCCUUUAUGCUGUGGGAAGUGGUGAAGCCGGGAGCAGCACUGGCCUGGGUGGUGUUCACUAGAGCUGCCUUUUCCCUCGUGUUGCUCAGCAGUGAAUCCCUCUCUGGGAUUCCUGUCUUCUCCUUUCUUCUCGAGAUCCAGUCUUUGCAAGGGCUGACCAGAGUGUCAUAAGCCUUAUCAGUAUUCCCUGAAAAACAGAACGUAAUUCAAUUUAGCACCACGACCCCCUUUGAUAUUAAUUCUACUCUAUGUAAUCAGUAGAAAAUCCUUGUAGUAAGCAGAUAAAUUGUGUGGGACAGAAUAAUAUGUUUUACCAAUGAUGUAAAAACAGAGCAAGGAAGAAGAAGCACAUUUGUAAUAGCACAAAUUUACUGUAAUUCCACCCUUGCAUUUGGCCUUGUAUUUUUGAAAAAUAUUAGCUGUUUUGAUCCAGCGUCAGUGGAUUUAUUGCGUUUUUGAUCAGUUUAACUCUCUGAUACUUCAGCAGUUUAUUUCUAGCCUCGCAUCCUGCGUAUGUGAUUGAUUUUCCAAUAAUUUGUAUUCCUUCCAUUUUAAUACAAAAAGAGAACCUUUUAAAAUUAGAAAGUCCAUUCAUUUCUGCUAGUUUCCUCCUCAAAGCUGAAAUACAUUAAUAACUUGGAAUUUUGUUGGAUGUAUAGAUUUUGCCAUAUGACUGAUGACCAUACCACAAGUACAUAGGUAGCCCAAGGUCUGGGAUUAAAUUCUCCUGGUAAAGAAGUUCUUGGAGCUACAGAGCGAUAUGCUUUGAUGUGUGGGCAUGGGGAGAAAAGAAUGCUCCACCCUAAGAGCUGUGGAUGAAUCCACCCAAAGCUUCCAUGAUACUGCUGAGAAGUUAAAUGUAGGGUAAGCUUAAGGAAUGGGUUGCCUGGGGAAGUCAUGGAUGCUGCCUCUAUGAAGGGGUUCCAGGCCAGGUUGGAUGGGGCUUGGAGCCCCUGAUCCAGUGGGAGGUGUCCCUGCCCAUGGCAGGGGUGGGACUGGAUGGGCUUUGAGGUCCCUUCCAACCCAAACCAUUCCAUGGUUCUGUGAAUGCACGCUUAGGCCCGAGGUGUAUUUACAUUGGGAACACGCACGAUGCUCUUCCCAUGCAGCGAGACAAGUUGUUGGCGUUGUACAAGAGCAGCAUAGGAAGAUAAGUGAGCAAAAUGUGAAUUGUAUGUAUGUGUGAGAAAUAGGGGGUGAAGAAAGAUGAAAACAAUCAUUCAAACUGCAAAUGAUGGACGUUGGGCUUCUCAGAUCCCAGAAAACCUCAGUUUUCCACCCAAACUGGUUCCCAGUGACAGCUUGGCAGUGGUAUGUCCAGCCUCGCUGGGAGCCAGCUCAGAGUCACGCUGGUAAAGACAUUAUUGCUUUUUACAAAAGGAAAAAAUACCCACAAAUUUGUAUUUUCUGCUGAUUCACCCCUUUCUGGUUUUACUUCUAUAGAUACUGUAUGUGUAGCAUUCUACGAGGCAUGCUGGGUACAAUAUACUAUGCAAAUGUGUACAGUGUUGCAUGCGUUGCUCUCCCUCUGCUUUUAGUGGCUUUCAAAGGAACAGAAAAAAAGUGUUGUUAUUUUUGUGAUCAGAAUCAUUUAACAACGAAAAUGCAGACUGCAUGCUGACGGUAUCCUCAUUUCUAUGGAUUGGUUUUAUGGAAUUUAGAUGUACAAAAAGGAACUGCAUUACAA